AUGGACGCUCUCAAGAACCUAGUCACCAACAUCCCCGACUGGCUCAAGCGACUCGACGAGCUUAAUGGCCAGAUCGAGCAGCGCCAGCAGGAGCUGUCCCAGGUGACGGACAGGAGUAGUGGGGCAUCCGGUGGCGAUUCCCGACCUGCCCGAUCGAUGAAGAACCGCGGCUCAACCGAGUCGCUGAAGCCUCGAGACGAGCCUGAGGCGCACCCCGGCGGCCCGCCGCCGCCGCUCCAAAACCCCGCCGCGCCGACGUCGAACCCGCUGGACACGUCGGCUGCCGCCGGCACCCAACAGCAAACCACCCCCUCCGACGCCCAACCGCCGUCUAGCCCGGCCGGUUCCAACACCCCCUCGGCACUUCAGCGGCAAACCAACCAGGUGAAAGCAGCUGGGCAGGCGCGGGCUCGCGCCACACUGCGGAAGCGGCAGCGGACCGAGUCGGUCAUCUCGGCCGAGGGUGCGACUCCCAAGUACCGCACGCGCAGCAUGAUCAUCGUGUAUUACGACAGCUAUGUGCAGAGCUUCUUCGAGGAACUGGUAAAGUUUGUCAGCGCGUCACGGAACAUGAUGCGCAAGGCCAAGAUGGCAGCCAAGGUCGCGCAGAUCAAGCGCCUGGCAGAGCUGGAGAUGCCGGACGAGGACGAGGACGAGGACGGGCAGGAGGACCAGAUCUACACCGUGGGGACAGCCGCCAAGGGGAUGCGUGUGGACCGCCCAGACGCGCCGGCCGCAGGCCAUGCUGGUGGCGGUGCGCCGCAGAUGUCGACAACCAUUGCACCUGAGGCUCCGCUCGAGGCUUCUCUGAUCCCCGAAGGAGACGACGAAGAUGGUGCGGCAGAACUUCCGGCCCUGCGCUAUGUCAGCACGCGGCGGAUGCAGACCAUCAGCCGGCAACCGAACGUCCCGAUGACGGCUACCGGACGGCAACUGCACGCUCCAGGGACCAAAUCUGGCUUCGGAAGCAGAGGCUCUUAUGGAGCCGCAGACCAGGGCCGUGACGUCUAUGAUGAGCUAGAUAAGGGGCUCGAGCAUGUCCAAGGCACGUGCGAGCAUGCUGCCCACCAAUUUUUACGUGACGGCGACUGCACCGAUGAGGUCACCAAGAUCCAGCGCUGGCUCGGCGAGACCAAGGAACUGGCCGUCAAGGAGAUGGAGAGGGCCCAAAAGGAGGGACGUGACGCGCAGAAGGCGUCUGAAGACCCCAUGAAGGGGAGGAGUUUUCGGCCCCCCAACAUGCGCCGCGACCACGCCGGAAGCUCUUCGGCCAAGGAAGCCAGCAAUGAGCUCGAGGUAGACGAGGCGAUUGACGACAUGGAUGAAGAGAUGACUAUGCCAAAGCUGGUGUACAAGAGUACGCGCAUGAUGCGAUGA
Molecule: messenger RNA, 1377 nt
Organism: Phialemonium atrogriseum
Lineage: Eukaryota; Fungi; Ascomycota; Sordariomycetes; Cephalothecales; Cephalothecaceae
Exons: 1
Coding region: 1-1377 (458 amino acids)
Source: RefSeq, a predicted model, not a curated record